UUACUUUCAGGCUCAGUAUUUCACACAACCGCGAAUCGAAGAGUACCGACAAUGUUUCGCGCUUUACUGUUCCAAUGGGUAUAUACAAAAUGCAUCUCACUUGCGCUAUGUAAUGCGUAGCCUGGGUUAUAUUCCCACCAUUCCGGAAACAAUACAAUAUUUCCGACAAAAACUUAAUUUUCCAUCAUUUCUGGAGAUUUUGCAUAAGGAAAAUCAAAAAGGUGAUCCUCUACAAGAGAUAAUUGGUGCAUUACAUGGGAUCGAUCCAAGAAAUCAAGGAUGGAUUACAGUUCUUGAAUUCAUCGGUAUUCUGUCAACAGUUGGGGAAAAAAUGUCGCGGGAGGAGAUUUAUAAUGUUCUUCAACAACUAGACGUUACAGGCGGCCGGGUACCAUUCAGUACACUGCUGAAUUUCAUUUCCAAUAUGUCCAUCGAUUAUAAUUAUUUCCCUGUUGACAAUUCUUAUGACACAUGGGAAUAA
Molecule: messenger RNA, 481 nt
Organism: Thelazia callipaeda (thelaziosis nematode)
Lineage: Eukaryota; Metazoa; Nematoda; Chromadorea; Rhabditida; Thelaziidae
Source: the annotation of a GenBank genome assembly